This is a messenger RNA of Pochonia chlamydosporia 170, 486 nucleotides long. Its product is annotated as transposase. Lineage: Eukaryota; Fungi; Ascomycota; Sordariomycetes; Hypocreales; Clavicipitaceae. The coding region runs from base 1 to 486 and encodes 161 amino acids. The transcript has a single exon. The record is from RefSeq and is a predicted model, not a curated record.
AUGGCGCCCACCAAAGCUAACGCUGCCUUUGUUUGGCGACAGUUUAUCGACCUCGGCCGCUCUAACCCUAAGAAAAGCAAGCGAUACAGAUGCCGUCACUGCCAGAAGGACUUUGCAGCCACUGCUAUUGGGAGGCCUAAAGAGCAUCUCGCUGCGUGUGAGAAAUGGCAAGGCAAGCAGCAACAAGAGCGUCAGGCUCAAGAUGAAGCUGGACAUCCUCCCCCAUAUUCUGAAGCUAUACAAAAGAAGAUAACCGAGGUCGGAGUUCAGCAUAUCUCGCAAGACGAGAGUCACAGUUUCGCCUAUGAUGCCGCCGCCCCUUCAGCCUGUUCGAGAGCCGCCGUUGGCAUUAUUUCUUCACUCGCAUUAAGCCUGGCUGGAAGCCUCCUAGCCGCGCUGCUAUCACGAGAAUUCUCCCCGACUUGUAUCAGGAACUCCUCGACGAGGUUUUCCAACGCAUUACUAGCUCAGAAUGGUUCAAUAUAA